Messenger RNA from Aspergillus sclerotioniger CBS 115572, 2255 nucleotides. RefSeq names its product Zn(II)2Cys6 transcription factor. Lineage: Eukaryota; Fungi; Ascomycota; Eurotiomycetes; Eurotiales; Aspergillaceae. Gene Ontology annotation, molecular function: zinc ion binding; DNA binding; DNA-binding transcription factor activity, RNA polymerase II-specific. Gene Ontology annotation, biological process: DNA-templated transcription; regulation of DNA-templated transcription. The record is from RefSeq and is a predicted model, not a curated record. The coding region runs from base 1 to 2145 and encodes 714 amino acids. The transcript is spliced from 5 exons.
AUGAGUGACACAGAGAGUGUAGACGCGAGACACGCCGGGGAUGCUGAGCCCUCGGGCCCUGAACCUGCUUGCGACGAGUGUCGAAUCCGCAAGGUUCGAUGCGACAGGGACUCGCCUCUGUGCUCCAGCUGUCGCAAGUCGAACUUGAUCUGUCAGUAUACCCAGAAGGGCAAACGGAUCAAUCAUACCAAGAAGCUAGUCAACGACGUCCAACUACUCGGAACCCGUCUCGAUCGAAUCGAAGAAGCCCUGGUCCGGUGCAUGUCCAUCGUCUCAGCCUCGAAUUCACCGCACAACAGCGGGUCAGCCACGCCGUAUAGUCCGGACACCCAGCGAACAGAGGCGGGAGAUUCAUGCGGUAGCUCGGACAACUCUGACGGAAGCCUGAUGGAUGGACUAUCAGAUCAGACUGGGUUCCCGGGGGGGCAUGCAUUUGGGCCCUCGAGCUCGAUGGCUUCGCUCUAUACUGAGGCCCAAGCCGCCGGGGACCAGCUCGCCUCGUCGCUGUCACAGCAGGAUAGUCUUGAGGGACCCGGUCAAUGGCCCCCUGCCCAGGAGUCCAUGCUUCGCACCCAAAUUGCCCAAGCGAGCGCGCUCUUUCAGCGACUGGCCACCGACAGUCCCCCAAUCUCGGAACCCGAGUACCAUGACAACCUGCUGCCUUGUCUCCCUCCACGAGCCCUACUGGAGGUCUUCCUCGAGACGUAUUUCCGCGAGCUCAGCCCUUUACUCCCUAUAUAUGACCGAGAGAGUGUCCUGGCAGCCAUGCAAACCCAGUAUGGAUCCACCGUGGAUGGUCCUGAUCCCGCUUGGAUUGUAUCGUUCAGCAGCAUCCUCCUUCAGACGCUCGAAGCCAAAUCCACGGCGACGAAGAAAACAGACAUGAUGGCCCGCAGCACGCUGGAAGUCGAUCUCCUGUUCCAGCUGUUGCUCAAUACUCGGCGCUGCUACAACCGCUUCGAGCGCCUGCUCCAGCCACGCGUGGCCAACGUGCAAGCCCUCCUCAGCAUGGCAUUAGUGGCGCUGAAAUACUUUCGCUUCACCAUGUUCGAAACCGUCUUCACCCAGGCUUGUGAGCUCGCCAAGUCCAUGGGCCUGCACCAGAGCUCAUCCACCGCCGAUGCGAACCAAUGCGACGAGUGUCAGAAGCUCUUCUGGUCUCUCUUCAUCCUCGAUAAACAUACCUCCCUCAUGUCCGGCAAACCCUGUCUCCUGCCCUCGUUUGACUGCGGCAUUCCUCUGCCCUCCAGCACCACCGGCGUCCUCCUCGACGACCUCUUCGCCGCACGCAUCUCUCUCGCCCACAUCGAAGAAGAUAUCUUCUGCAACCUCUACUCAGCCAAAGCCCCACUACUCAGUCAGAACCGUCUCAGUCGCCGCGCCCACAAGCUCGUCCGCCGCCUCAACGACUGGACCAUCCAUCACAGCCGCAUCCUCUACCCACCAGCAAGCACAACCACCACUGCCCAACAAGCCACCGAGCUCCGAUACGCCCUCUGUAUCUGUCGAGUGCUCGUGCACCGACGCAUCCUCACCCCGGAGAGCCGUCAGACCCGACUCGAGCACGCCCGCACCGGACUCCGCCUCCUCCAAGAGCUCUGCGAGAGCUACCACCCAGGCGAUAGCAUCUCAGGCUUCACUGUAUUCGAAAGCAUCCUCCUCAACUACCCCAUCAUCCUCUUCCUCGAAAUCUACAUCCACCUCCUCACCCCCGACAUCUCCACCCCGACAUCCACCACCACCGCCAUAACCUCAGACACCAACGACCUAAUAUUCUUCGCCUCUCGCGCCGACUACCUCGCAGCCAAUGGCUCUACAACCUCCUACGCCGCUACCAUCCGCUCCAUCACCCAAUUGUGCAGCCACAUCGCCACGUCUCUUCUCCACCCUACCUCAUAUUCAAGCCCACAACUCCACCCCCACCACUCUACACCCAACAUCCAACACUAUCCUCAACAUCAGAACCAAGACCCAGACCCAACAUGGGAAAUUCCCUGGCUCUCAACCCCAACCUCAACUCCAUUGGAGCCCAAUCACCACCACCACCACCACCCAGGAACAGACCCCUACCCCUACGGAGAAUGGGAAAUGAUCUCCGACUCCACCCCCAUUGAUUUCGACGAUAUAAUGGAUACAUAUCGGUGAGACUUACGAUUUUAGAUGAUAUUACUUCUAUGGUUUGCAUUCAUUUCGGGGUAUACAUGUAAGGGCUGGAAUGGACCCUUUGGAGUUGGAGUUAGUUAGUGAUAUAGCUG